This is a messenger RNA of Nezara viridula (southern green stink bug), 839 nucleotides long. Lineage: Eukaryota; Metazoa; Arthropoda; Insecta; Hemiptera; Pentatomidae. The record is from the annotation of a GenBank genome assembly.
AGCGCACCUAGCGAAAAUGACUGAAACUACAACCGAAGCCGCUGCUCCAACAACCCCGGCGACACCCAAGGCGAAGAAGGGUAAAGGCGCUGCAUCAACCGGCGCCAAGAAGCCAAAGACGGCACCUUCUCAUCCGCCCGUUUCCCAGAUGGUGACGGCUGCGAUUAAGUCACUCAAGGAGAGAGGCGGGUCUUCGACCCAGGCGAUCAAGAAAUACAUCAGUUCGACCUACAAGAUCGAUGCGGAGAAGAAGUCUCACUUCAUCAAAAAGUACCUAGUAUCUGCCGUUGCUUCCGGAUCUCUCGUCCAGACCAAAGGCAAAGGCGCAUCAGGAUCUUUUAAACUCGCCGGUGCAGGAGGUGAAGGAAAGAAAGUAGCCACCACUAAGAAGGCCCCCGCCAAGCCGUCCGUUGCUAGCAAAUCCAAGUCCCCUAAGGCCAAACCUGCAACAACGAAGAAGGCCGCUGCAGCAUCUAAGGCUAAGAAGACCAAGAAACCUCCAACUGCCGCAAAGACUCCCAAGCCCAAGGUAGCCAAGGCGAAACCCGCUACGACACCCAAGGCGAAGAAGGCUCCAGCGAAAAAGGCACCAGCCAAGAAGCCAGCGGCUAAGAAGGCUUCACCGAAGAAGAAGUAGGUCGUUUUCCCUAACCGCUGCCUCCUCAAGGAGUGGUGAUUUUAAACGGCUCUUUUCAGAGCCACUAAAUGUGAUACCUUUCUGUCGACACAUGCUAACGCAACCUUUUUUGUGUCCCACGUCCUCACCGUUUUAUCUAUUCUGGUAAUUUAAUGUUAGCUACUCAUUCAUUACAAAAGUAUAUAUCAAUCAGGACUAAACU